This is a messenger RNA of Eruca vesicaria subsp. sativa (arugula), 1476 nucleotides long. The record is from the annotation of a GenBank genome assembly. NCBI's taxonomy places the organism in Eukaryota, Viridiplantae, Streptophyta, Magnoliopsida, Brassicales, Brassicaceae.
AUGGGUCGGCUCGAAGGAUUAGACCGAUAUUAUGUUCUUCUUUUCUUGUGUUUGGUUCUAGACAGCUUAGUGCUGUUCUGUCAUGGUGGCACAACAAGUAGUUAUGUCAGGAGGUUAGAGGCAACGGCUGAUAUGCCACUCGAUAGUGAUGUAUUUCGUGUUCCUCCUGGUUGUAAUGCACCUCAACAGGUGCAUAUUACACAAGGAGACUUAGAAGGGAAGGCAGUGAUAGUGUCUUGGGUGACACAAAAAGGAUCAGGAUCUAACACGGUUCUUUACUGGAAAGAACAUAGCUGCAAAAUGCUAAAAGCUCAUGGCAAAUCCAAGACGUACAAAUUCUACAACUAUACGUCUGGUCACAUCCAUCAUUGCACCAUCAAAAACUUAGAGGUCCAUCAUUAUCUCAAUCUUUUCAAUUGUUUUGUAUCUGAUUUUUUGGUUCUCUUGUUUCAGUAUGACACCAAGUACUACUACAUGGUAGGUGUGGGAAAAACAGAACGAAAGUUCUGGUUCUUCACUCCUCCUAAAGCUGGUCCUGACAUUCCCUACACGUUUGGUCUCAUUGGAGAUCUUGGGCAAAGUUUUGACUCUAACAUAACCUUAACGCAUUACGAGAAUAACCCGUUGAUAGGGCAAACAGUUUUGUUUGUUGGGGAUUUCUCAUACGCUGACACAUACCCGAACCAUGACAAUAAUAGAUGGGACACUUGGGGAAGAUUUAUUGAAAGAAGCACAGCCUAUCAGCCCUGGAUUUGGACCGUAGGAAACCAUGAACUCGAUUUUGCGCCACAGAUUGGAGAAACCAAGCCAUUUAAGCCAUUCAAGAAUAGAUACCGUACUCCUCAUCAAUCAUCAGGCAGCACAGAACCAUUCUGGUACUCAAUAAAGAGAGGACCGGCUUACAUAAUCGUGCUAGCUUCAUAUUCAGCAUACGGUAAAUACACGCCGCAAUAUCAGUGGCUCGAACAAGAAUUCCCCAAGGUUAACAGAACGGAAACGCCAUGGUUGAUGGUUUUGAUGCAUUCGCCGUGGUACAACAGCUAUGAUUACCAUUACAUGGAAGGUGAAACCAUGAGAGUGAUGUAUGAGCCGUGGUUCGUAAAGUACAAAGUAGAUGUUGUUUUUGCUGGUCACGUCCACGGCUAUGAAAGAUCAGAACGUAUAUCCAAUAUUGCGUACAAUGUGGUUAAUGGAAUUUGUACUCCAGUCAAGGAUCAAUCUGCUCCCAUCUACAUCACCAUUGGUGAUGGAGGCAAUCAUGAAGGAUUGUCUACCAAAAUGACUGAACCUCAGCCUAAGUACUCUGCCUUCAGAGAAGCAAGCUUCGGACACGCGAUAUUCUCGAUAAAGAACAGGACGCAUGCUUAUUAUGGUUGGCACAGGAACCAGGAUGGCUGUGCUGUGAAUGGUGACACCAUGUGGUUUUAUAAUAGAUUCUGGCAUCCCAUUGAUGACUCUCCGGAUGAUGAUUCUUGA